Molecule: messenger RNA, 780 nt
Organism: Auanema sp. JU1783
Lineage: Eukaryota; Metazoa; Nematoda; Chromadorea; Rhabditida; Rhabditidae
Source: the annotation of a GenBank genome assembly
AUGCCGCCUUCAUCUUCAUAUUUUCCUCUCUGUCCGAUCAGCUGCUGUUCUAAGAGUCCGAAAAAGAAACUAGCCCAGAAUGAAGAAAUAUCCAUACGUAUUAACAAUAAGGAGACACUAGCUGUGCCAGCAAGAUCAGCACAGACACCUCCUAAAGUUUCCAAGAAAGUAGUUUAUAGUCGAUCAAUAGCUACUUCAUCAAAUGUUGGCUCUUCACCUCCGAACGCUACAGCAAUUGAUAUUGAAAUGGAAGAUGAAUUCAGCACUGCACGGACACAUGGCUCUGACCGAAAACAUCUUUCUAUGAAAGAUCUGCUUCACAAUGUGAGAGUUGAAGAAGGCCUGUCCGCUCGAAGUGCACAUGGAGAGAUGGCUGUUGACAAGAGAUGCAGCCUGCCAACCAUACCGGAACUAUCUCAAUCUCAGAGUGCUUCUGAUCUCCCAACUAAUACCCCUCAUGACGCCAAUAACAUCGAUGUGGAAGCCAUCGACACACAACCGGAGCAGAAGAAAAAAAGGAAAGCUGCCGUCUUCAACCAACACGGUGAUAUAUCUGCUCGAACGGUUGAUUCCUCGAACUCUCAAUUAGGAAGUAGCAGAUCCGAUGGCAUGUUCGAUGAACUGCCCAGCUUUCAAGUAUCAUCUCCAGCUCAGGCAUCGUCAGCUGUCCAACGUUAUAUCAUCUAUCCACCACAGGUAGUGAUGGUGAUGGUCAGUGUGGCAUACACUUGGUUUGUCAGUUUCAUCCAUUUGUUCACUCCAAAAACGGAUUCUGAAUGA